Molecule: messenger RNA, 2486 nt
Organism: Phasianus colchicus (ring-necked pheasant)
Lineage: Eukaryota; Metazoa; Chordata; Aves; Galliformes; Phasianidae
Gene: CD14
Product: CD14 molecule
Biological process (GO): cellular response to lipopolysaccharide; toll-like receptor 4 signaling pathway; positive regulation of cytokine production
Cellular component (GO): lipopolysaccharide receptor complex; external side of plasma membrane; membrane raft
Molecular function (GO): protein binding; lipopolysaccharide binding
Source: RefSeq, a predicted model, not a curated record
GUUUGUCAUAGAAUUACAGAACCGUUUGUGUUGGAACGGACCCCCAAAGGCCAUGCAGUCCAAACCCCUGCGGUGCACAGGGACACCCGCAGCUCCAGCAGUGCUCGCAGCCCAUCCGGUCUGAGCUCGGCUGCCUGCGGGGACGGGGCACCGCCGCCUCUCUGUGCCUCACCGCCCUUAGCGCUUUGCUGUGAGCGGGGAGGGGGCAUCGCGGGAUGGAAGUGAAAGCAGCGCAGGGCUCCCACGGAGCUGCGGGGAGAUGAAACUCAGCGAGUUUCUCUCGGUGCGACGCACACGCGGGGUGCCAAACUGCGCGCAAAGCGCCCCGAGGCGCGCACGUCGUGCAGCCCUCGGCGGAGGCACGCGAAGCAGAAGUGCUCGCCCGCCGCUUCCCAUGGCACAGCGGCCCCGUCCCACUCAGGAAGCGGCCGGGACGGAGAGCCUCGCAGCACGGGCGGUGCCGCCUGCCUGCUGCGCCGAGCGGGCGGGAGGUGCCGCUAAAGCAAAGCGGGGCAGGACGGAGCUGAAAAGUGCCGGCGGGGUUGGGAGGCACCUGCGGUGCCGCUGCGCUGAGCUGGAGGCAGGGGAGCAGCGGGCGCGGAGCUUUUGGCACCGCUGUCGGCUCUUGGCAGCGGCUGGAGGAAGCACCGCGGGGCACGGAGCGCUGUGCCGGAGCUGCCCGGCUGCUCGCCAUGCGUGGGGCCGCUCUGCUGCUCCUGGCGCUGGGGCUGCAGCAGGCCGAGGGCCGGUGUGUCUUCAACCGCACGCAGGAGUACUGCCUGUGCUACAGGCUGACCGAGCAGAGCGCCGGGAGCGUCAUCCAGUGCCUCGCCGCCUCCGCCGUGGAGUUUCAGGGUGGAGACCUGGAGAAAUACGCUGACUUCCCCAUCAAGGACCUGGACGACUCCACCAUUGACAUGCUCGGCAGCCUGGAAAUCAGGAAGAUCAUUUUUUCGGACCUUCUGGUUCCUGAGGUCCUCCUGGCCCGCGUCCUGCGGUUCUUCUCCUACACUCAGGUGCAGGAGAUGGUGUUUGACAGCUGCAGCUUCGUGGGGAGGAGCAGCUGGGCGGACAUGGCGGGCCGGGCCUUGCCUAUCACGUCCCUGCGCUUCCACAACGUGACAGCUGCCGAGCUGGCGGGCCGCAAGCAGGACCUGUCCCCGCUCAGCCGCUGGCUGGGAGCCCUGCAGGAGCUGUCGGUCACCGCCUCGCACCUGGCCACGCUGCCCUGUGCCGUGGGCCGGGCGCUGCGGGCCCUGCGCUCGCUGGACCUGGCACAUAACAGCCUGCGGGACGACAGCCUGGCACCCGCCUUCUGCCGGGGGGCCUUCACACAGCUGCGGGUGCUGAGCCUGCGGCACAACAACCUGACGUCGUACCGCGCCGUGUGCGGCGGCGUGCGGCUGCUGGGCGAGCUGCGGCACCUGGAUCUCAGCCACAACGCGCUCACCGCCGGCACGCCUUCGUCCUCCUGCCGGUGGCCGGAGACCCUCCGCGUCUUUAACUUGUCCAACGCCGGCUUGGACGAAGUGCUCACACCUCUGCCCCCCGGUCUGGAGGUGCUGGACCUGAGCUCCAACCGCCUCCACACUGUGGACGUCUCCCUGCGCUCCCUGCAGGCGCUCCUCCUCGGCCGCAACGCCCUGCCGGCCGCGCCGUCCAUCCGGGGCUGCCCCGCACUGCGCACCCUGCACCUGGACAACAACCUGAUCGCAGAGCUGCCGCGGGACGAGGUGCCGCUGCUGGAGCGCCUGCAAGACGUGGCCGCGGCCGGGAACCCCUUCAACUGCACCUGCACCGGGGCCGCGGUCUUGCAGGCGCUGGCGGCCGCGGGGCGCCUGGGGCAGGGCUGGCCGCAGGGCUACGUGUGCCACGCGCCUGCCCGCUACCGGGGCGUGCUGCUGCGGGACGUGCCCGCCUCCGUGCUGCACUGCAGCCCCGCCGCCGUGCUGGCUCCCGUCUGCGCCGGCCUGGCGCUGCUCUGCGUGGCCGUGGCUGGCGGGCUGCUGUGGGUGCGCAGGGCACGGCCCAGCUGGGUGUGUGGCCUGGGACGACGGGAGGAUGCUUGCAGUAGUGCAGAGCGCUUGUAGGGUUCUCCCGGUGUCCCACACCGCAGUUCCCUGCGGAACAGGACUGUCCUGCAGCAGUGGUGGCUUUCCCAACGUGAACUUUGGAAAUCCUUGUAGAAGCAUUAAGGUUGGAAAAGAGCUCUUAAGAUCACGUCCAACCACAACUGCACCGCACCACCCCAACUCUUACAACCCUCCCCUAAGUCAUGUCCCUGAGCACCGCAUCCAGAUGGUUGUUAAACGCAUUCAGAGGUGGUGACUCAAUCGCCUCCCCAGGGAACCUAUUCCAGUGCUUAACAACCCUUUCCGUAAAUAAGUUUGUCCUGAUAGCCAAGCUAAGCCUCCCCUGGCACAACAUUUCCCCCCGUCCUGUCACCAGUGAGAAGAGACCAACCCCGCUCUGCUGCAGUCACCUUU